This is a messenger RNA of Penicillium malachiteum, 1536 nucleotides long. Its product is annotated as phosphotransferase enzyme family protein. Lineage: Eukaryota; Fungi; Ascomycota; Eurotiomycetes; Eurotiales; Aspergillaceae. The coding region runs from base 1 to 1536 and encodes 511 amino acids. Gene Ontology annotation, cellular component: mitochondrion. The transcript has 7 exons. The record is from RefSeq and is a predicted model, not a curated record.
AUGGCGAAGAAGAGAAAAUACUCGAAGAAGAUCUGUAUCGAUACACCAGGCACCGAUAGCUGUAAGUUACAAAGCCGAUUAUUCUUUAAAGAGGAAAAAGAAUUGGAACGCCGACACGUUAAGUUCAACUUGCAAGAGCUGCUCAAGAUAGCCGUGAAUGCUUGCAAGGGAGUUCGAUCAGGUAUCAAAGUCACGAAAUGUCCAGAAGGGCUACAUAACAAAGCUUUCAUUUUGACAAUGGAUAAUGGGUCUGAGGUUCUUGCGAAGCUCCCUAAUCCCAAUGCCGGACCUGCGCAUUUCACAGUUGCCUCCGAGGUGGCUACACGUGAACUGCUUCGUCAUGUAUUCAACAUACCUGUUCCCCAAAUAUUUGCAUGGUCCAAUGACGCCUCAGCCAACUUGGUCAAGGCCGAAUAUAUCAUCGAGAAAAAGGCACCCGGUAUACAGCUUGGGUCUGCCUGGCAUCAAUGGCCCCGAGAGCUAAAACUCCAACUCAUAACUCGUGUGAUUGAUCUCGAAGAUAAAUUGACGAGUAUCUCUUUCGAUCAGCAUGAAUGCAUCUAUUUUAAAGAUGACCUACGCUUACUUACAGGGGAGGCGACAGAGCUUCAAGUUCAGGCUGAAAAUGUUGCGCCCAAGGCUCUUCAAAAAUACGCAUUGGGAAAUAAUGAAAUGUUAUGGAUCAAGUCAAAAGGAGCUUCUCGAAUGAACUAUUACCGGUCAAGUCAGAACAAGGAGCUUCCAGCGGAUGGUCUCGAACUUUUGAAGAAGUAUAUGGAUGUGGCUCAUUACCUUGGCCCCUCAUCAACCGAUGAAUCGGGCGCCUUGAACGUUCUCUGGCACCCUGAACUUCACCUGGACAACAUUUUCGUAGAUCCAGAUACUCAUGAAAUUACCAGUAUUAUUGACUGGCAAUCGGCUUGCGUGGCACCGCUGUUUUAUCAAUCCUGUAUCCCAAGACUAUGCAGACAUCUUGGCCCUGUUCAAGAGGGCUGGAAAAUCCCCCAAAGACCCGAUAAAUUGGAAAACAAGAUCGACAAUGACUUGGAAAGCGAAAUUCUUCACAAAAACUAUGAAGCCCAGGUGUGUAAGCGCGCACCCCGACAUUGGAAGGUUCUUCAGAAUCGGUCAGUUCCCAUGAUCCGGAAACCCGUGUGGCUUGUAACUAGGGUAUGGGAGAAUCGCGAUCUCUUUUUCCUUCGAGAGUCAUUGAUGGAACUGGUUGCAUAUUGGGAUGAACUAUUUCCAGAUGUCACUUAUCCAAUUGAAUUUACCAGAGAGGAUGUCGAGAUGCAGGCAAAGGAGAAUGAAAAUAUCAAGGGCAUAGGACAUAUGCUAACAAUGUUCCGGGACCAGGCGGCUCUCCCAGUGGAUGGGAUGGUCGAUCCUGAAGACUAUGAUGUUGCCCGCAAGAACUGUCGUAAGUUCAAAGAUAUUUUUGUUGAACUGGGCAAAGAUGAUGAGGAGAAAGAGCUGUUCCGGAAUUUAUGGCCUUAUCAAGAGUCUGAGGCUGGGACUUCCCAAGGUAGUCCCUAA